CGUCAUGCCGCAGCACGGGUGUGGAGCGGUUUGCAGGGAGGAAGGAGGCCGGGCCGAGAGCGUGCGGCGUCGCCUUGGCGACGGGGCCUAAUCGGCCUGGCGCUGGACGGAAUGUGGCUGCACUUUGUUCUAAAGACCAUACCCUCCCUAAGGGGAAGGAGCUUUCCACGGAAUCGAACCCAAGAGUGCCGACCAUGAGGACAUGAGCACUCGGAACCCGAUCUAGCCCUUCAGUACCUCGAGCGACCUGCACCGUUCAGUAAGAUUCUGGCUGUUCUUCAACCUCAGCUCUACCUCCGUGCGAUGGAAUUGUUCUGCCUGCUGGGACUGGGCAUUCGCGGGCUUGGCUUUACCCUUGACACUGAUGGAGAUCCUUUGAGCAGUCAGCAGUGAAGAUUACACUUGGGCUGCAAGUGUCACUGAGCGUUUGGUGCAGUUAAGCUCGUCGGUUAUGUGAUGCACUUUCUUCUGAUUAACCCGAAUUCUCGCCUCUUAAAGGCUUUAGCUCUUGUGGGAUAGCCAUCGGGAGCAAGAAUCCUGUUGGGACUUUCAUUUUUUGGAAGAGAGGCGCAAAGUUGGAUUGUUGUGCCAGGCCGAGGCCCCGAUUGAGAUCAGAGAUAUGGACUCGCUUGAAAAUCAGCUCGAGCUGCUUCUGAAGGGAGGGGGCAUCGAGAUGCGGGGCUACGACUCUCCCCUGGAAGAAGUGGUGCCGGUAACUGUGCGGAAGACAGUCUGCUAUAUCGUCGCUGCGGUCAUACUAAACGAACAGAAAGAGGUGGUGAUGAUGCAGGAGGCCAAGCAGGAAUGCUACGGCAAGUGGUACCUACCAGCGGGACGGAUGGAGCAAAAUGAAACCAUCGUCCAGGCCGUCAAGAGAGAGGUACAGGAGGAAACCGGCCUGGAGUGUGACCCGUACACCCUGCUGAGCGUGGAAGAGAGGGGCCCGCGUUGGAUCCGCUUUGUUUUCAUGGCCAGAGUCACAGGAGGAACUUUGAAGAGCACGUCAGAGAGCGAUGCUGAAUCGUUGCAGGCGAAGUGGUGGGACAGAGUGUCGCCCCUUCCACUCCGAGCCAGGGACAUCUUAAAUCUCAUCUCCAUUGCCGUGAAGUACAAGGAGAAGGCAUCUCAUCCCACCACUGUUCCUGUUGAGAUGUCCUGCCCGGUUGUCUGUCACAGGGUACUGGCGGCCUUCCUGAACAAGAGCAACGACCUCUGGCUGUUGGCCAACAACCAGGAACACCCUCACUUCCCCGUGACGGCCUGUGGCUCGUCCUCAGCCGACCUCUCGUGCAGCGUCGAAGUGGCAAUUUACAGACUGACCAAGGAGUGCCUGAGGGAAUCGCAGGUCAGGGUGAAAACGCACGGCAUUCUGAGUUUGCAGCACACCGGAUCGGUCUCUGGGAAGACUGACGGGAUCUGCUUCAACGUCUUGGUCACCAUCGCCCCGCUAGAAGGCAUGUACAGCCAGUUACCUCCAGACAUCAGCAGCGUGAAGUAUAGCUGGCACAGAAUUGACAACGACGAUUUGAAAAUUCACUUGCUGGAGAGGUUGUCGUUUUCUUCUGUUGUGCCGUUCUUGAAUUAAAAGUAUUGUGGGAAAUGAUGGAGUCGAGCAACCACUUUAAUUGUGUCGGUAAGCUUAGUCAUUCAGCUGAACACCGCGAGCAGAAGUAUCAAUUCCAGUCAUUCCCUCGAGCAAAAAGACUUGAGAUGAGAAUGGAAAGCACCGGCUCUGUUGCUCACCUUUCGAUUCGCAGCAACACUUGUCCCAAACAGAUGGACACUUUUUCACCAAACAGAACUCGAGUGAAUGCAUUAGCUGGCUCACAGCUGCACAUGAGGGCGAGCAACCAGACGGCGAGAGUGAAUGAAUGCGUAUGUGAGGGAGUGAGUGAACAUGUCCCGAUUGAACCGAUACAAGGCCAACUUGGAGUUUGUCAAUGCACUGAGUAAAUGAAUAAAUGCCUGAUGGAGCGUGUG
Messenger RNA from Rhincodon typus (whale shark), 1980 nucleotides. It is a transcript of the gene nudt18, whose product is annotated as nudix (nucleoside diphosphate linked moiety X)-type motif 18. The transcript has 5 exons. The record is from RefSeq and is a predicted model, not a curated record. Gene Ontology annotation, molecular function: magnesium ion binding; 8-oxo-dGDP phosphatase activity; 8-oxo-GDP phosphatase activity. Bases 620 to 1585 code for a protein of 321 amino acids. NCBI's taxonomy places the organism in Eukaryota, Metazoa, Chordata, Chondrichthyes, Orectolobiformes, Rhincodontidae.